Molecule: messenger RNA, 3051 nt
Organism: Toxotes jaculatrix (banded archerfish)
Lineage: Eukaryota; Metazoa; Chordata; Actinopteri; Toxotidae
Gene: cybb
Product: cytochrome b-245 heavy chain
Exons: 13
Coding region: 111-1808 (565 amino acids)
Biological process (GO): defense response; superoxide anion generation
Cellular component (GO): NADPH oxidase complex; plasma membrane
Molecular function (GO): superoxide-generating NAD(P)H oxidase activity
Source: RefSeq, a predicted model, not a curated record
UCAGUCCCUUGCACCCUUUACUGUGCUCCUUCACCGUUUCCUGCUUCCUUCUACAUUAUCACAUUAACACACACUCCUCCACACACACCGUUUCAGAGGCACUUUUCAUCAUGGGGAACUUUGCUGCCAAUGAGGGACUCUCCACCUUUGUCAUUCUGGUAUGGCUGGGGAUCAAUGCCUACCUGUUCGUCCGUUUCUACAUGGCCUUCCUGGUGGAGCGCUGGUUUUACACCAGGGUGCUGCUCGGGCAUGCCCUGCCCUGGGCCAGAGCUCCUGCCGCCUGCCUCAACUUUAACUGCAUGCUCGUCCUGCUGCCAGUCUGCAGAAACCUCCUGUCCUUCCUGCGCGGCUCCAUCCAGUACUGCAGCCGCACGGCCGCUCGUCAGCUGGACCGAAACCUCACUUUCCACAAACUGGUGGCUUAUAUGAUCGCCUUCCAUACAGCCGUGCACAUCGUUGCACACUUGUUUAACUUUGAGUAUUUCAUGGACGCCCAGCUGAACCGAAACAGCAGCUUCCUGCCCUUCAUCCUCUCUGAAAUCGGAACCGGAGACAACGCAUCCUUCCUGAACCCCAUCAGGACCAACGAGACGAAUCCUACCAUCGUCAUGUUCACCACCAUCGCCGGGCUGACGGGCGUGGCCAUCACACUGGCCCUCAUCCUCAUCGUCACGUCGUCUAUGGAGGUGAUCCGCAGGUCGUACUUCGAGGUCUUCUGGUACACCCACCAUCUCUUCGUCAUCUUCUUCAUCGGCCUGGUGUUCCACGGCUACGGGCGUAUCGUGCGAGGACAGACGCCUGCUAGCCUGCAGACAAACAAACCAGACCUCUGCGCUGACCAGUUUGAAGACUGGGGAAAAAAUGGGUCGGACUGUGCUGUGCCAGAGUUCGCUGGAAACCCACCGAUGACAUGGAAGUGGGUGGUGGGCCCCAUGAUUCUCUACGUGUGUGAGAGGCUCGUCCGCAUCUAUCGAUCCCACCAGAAAGUGGUCAUCACCAAGGUGGUGAUGCACCCGUCCAAGACUCUGGAGCUGCAGAUGAAGAGGAAAGGCUUCAGUAUGGAGGUGGGUCAGUACGUCUUCAUCCAGUGUCCAUCCAUCUCCAGGCUGGAGUGGCAUCCCUUCACCCUGACCUCCGCCCCAGAGGAGGACUACUUCAGCGCCCACAUCCGUAUCGUCGGGGACUGGACUCAGGCUCUGUACGAGGCCUGCGGAGGAGACAAGACUGAGACUCAGGAGGCCUGGAAUCUGCCCAAGGUCGCCAUCGACGGCCCGUUUGGUACGGCCAGUGAGGACGUGUUUCGGUACGAGGUGGUCAUGCUGGUGGGCGCAGGAAUCGGAGUGACUCCUUUCGCCUCCAUCCUCAAGUCUGUGUGGUACAAACGGAUCCAGAACAACCAGGAGGUCUUCACCAAGAAGAUCUACUUCUACUGGCUGUGUCCGGAGACGCAGGCCUUCGAGUGGUUCGCAGACCUGCUGCAGUCUCUGGAGGGUCAGAUGACGGAGAAGGGGAUGACCGACUUCCUGAGCUACAACAUCUACCUCACCCGCUGGAAGGAGACCGAGGCGGCUCAUUUCCGUGUUCACCACGAGGCCGAGAACGACCCAAUCACAGGGCUCAAACAGAAGACUCUGUACGGGAAACCCAACUGGGACAAUGAGUUCACCAAUAUUGCGUCAAAGCACCCAGGGACUAAAGUGGGCGUCUUCCUGUGUGGUCCACCUCAGCUGGGGAAGUCUCUGGAGAAGCAGUGUCUGUCCCACUCAGAAACCGACGUCAAGUUCAUCUUCAACAAAGAAAACUUCUAAAAUGAAUAAGAGAAUAAAUCUACAGGAGCUGGAAGACCACCACCACCACCACCACCACGUGACGGAGGUCAAAGGUCGAUUAUGUUUUUACACCGGGUCCUUCACACGUCUCACACCACAAACACAACCUUUUCUGAAUGUACUGAGUUUAGUCCACAGACAUCAGACUGUGCUGGACUCCACUGCUCCUCUGCUCGCUGCUUCUCACCGCAAACCUGUUGCAAAGACGCUGUUCUUGCUCAAACAACGAGGAAAUAGCUCUGCGGUAUUUUCCUCAUUGCUUUGUUCUCCUUUUGUGUUACAUCAAUAAGUGAAAUGCUGCUGCUUUCAAAAGUGCUCGCAGCUCUCUGAGCGCGGCCACGGUUUCUGAAAAGCAGGUCUGACACCAGACGGUGAAAGUUUCACACCUGGUGAGGAAACAGGUGGAAAAGAAACGAAAGGCCGAGCCGUGAUCGAGCUCAGUGUCUGUCUCUGCGCUAAAAACAACAAUAAAAACAAAAAACAAACAAAGAGAAGAAACCUGCAUCAAACCGAGAGAACGUGGAGGAACAUCUAACCAGCUCCUCGCUGCUCGAGCAGAGACUGAAACCAUCAGUCCUGCUUUGAUGCUUUGGUUGGAAAAAUGAGCAGCAGCCAUUUUGUUCUAUCAUGUGAUCAUUUCCUGACAUGUCUAAAUAAAAAAGUGACUACACGUCUCUUUUAUGUAAAUUUAAAAUGGCAGCACAGCUGGGAGGAAAGCAGGCGAGUGAUCUGACCUGAUUCAUCGUAUAUGUGAUUACAUGAAACCUUCAUCAUCCCGAUGAAUCUCCUCAGCAGGUUUUAUACUAAUGACAGUUAGCAGCGAGCUAAAUCUGUUCACAAACAAUUAGCUGAUGGACAGAAGAUCAAUCAGUUAUUGAUCAUCAAAGAGUCUGAAACACACAUCAGCCGGAGGCUCUGCUCUCAGUCACUGUUAUUAUCCACAAACAAGUUUGCUCAGUUGUCAUGGAGAUGUUUGGGUUGUCAUGUGACCUGUGUAUGGAAUGUCAGUCACAUGAUAACUGAACCAUCUCCAUGACAACUCAGCAAAUUCCAUCCACUGAGGGACAGAAAGCACCAGAACAUUUUCAGUAAAUGGAAUUUUUUAUUUUCCUGAUCAGUAAUUAAUGUUCCUGCUGUUUGUCAAGUUUGUCCUGCAGCUCUGCUCAGACGCGUCCGCUGCGUCUCUGGUUUCUUAAAAAUAAACCUGAACAGAUCGUUCUCA